Molecule: messenger RNA, 1446 nt
Organism: Durotheca rogersii
Lineage: Eukaryota; Fungi; Ascomycota; Sordariomycetes; Xylariales; Xylariaceae
Exons: 4
Coding region: 289-1191 (300 amino acids)
Biological process (GO): mycotoxin biosynthetic process
Source: RefSeq, a predicted model, not a curated record
AGCCUACCGCUUACCCAAUAGCCUAGAGGCUGCUCGUCUCCCCCUCCUCUACCACGCCGUACGGGAAGCCUGCAUAGCCUAAGCGGAUACAGUAAGUCAAGUCGGAUUCCGUUCAACAUACGUCCCGGCGACAAGCUUGGCGUAAUAUUCCAGUAUGCAGAGUCUUCAGCUCCCACCUACCUACACCCUGUGCUUCGAGCUCAGUUUAUCUCAACUCUCAACCCGCCCGAGACUCAAGUUGUCUAGACGCGUGGCCCUCUCCCCGCCCUAAACUCCUCCUUGAGCGAAAUGUUUUUCUUUUCGCUCCGGAAGAAGACCUACGAGAAGCACGCCGAACCUCUCGGCGAUGCGGAAUCUCGCGAGAGGUUGAUGACGGAUGUUGAGUUAGAUCACAGUUCGUCCAGAGCAUCAGAAGAAACCGUGAUGCCAGCUGCGAGCUGGCAACGGAGAUCUCACAGAGCGCGGCUAUACACGACCCUCAGUUGCUCUCUCGUCAUAACAAAUAUCGUCACUUUCGGCCUCUGGCUCAGCUCACUUCACCGUAUGAAUUCGUGGCUGAUGGAGGACUAUUACAACCGGCCCGAGAUCGAGCACCUAGGGCAAGCACAAGUUCCUGUGGAAUACGAAACACGGAAAUUCCACACGGGAAUUGUCGCUGGCGAUGUGACGGAAUUUUUCGGCCCUCCCGGGAGCAAGGCCGACGUGGCUUGGAAUAAAAUAGUUGAGGCUGGCUUGACGCGGUUGACGGCCGACCAAGCCGGUCGACUUGGGGAAGUGACGGCGAAGGAGUGGAAUACGACCGACUCAUACGUUGGUGUACUGGGAGCCAUCCACCAGCUCCACUGCCUCAGCCGCCUUCGAUAUACCAUCUUUUACCCAGGUCGCUUUGAGGAAUUCGACGGAGGUCACCUUGCGCAACUUCACUUAUUACACUGCAUCGAAUACCUUCGUGAGAUUAUUAUGUGUCUCGGAGAUGUCACCGUUGAACCGGUUGGCUGGAACACAACCACUCUCACUUAUAUAGCAGAAAAGGACCAAGUCAGACAGUGCAGGAGGUUUGACAAGAUUUACGACUGGGCGACAGAAGCUGCCAACGAGGUCCCCAACGCUCCCGGCAAUGUGAAGGCCUGGAAAGACAUGCUAGAUUUUGAAGGGACUCACCCUGUUGACCACAAAGGGGAGGGUAGUUAAGUAGAUAGGCCCUUUGGCUGCCCCAAGUUUGGUAACCUCGGUAAUAUGAGUAGAAGGAUCGACGUCCUAAUUCAUCAACCAUCGGACUAGAGGCUAACCCUCUCGCUCAUCCGCUGGCAAGGUUCACAAUGUCGUCAACCCCGUCCAUCAGGUAUCCGGUGCUAGUAGCGACAGUUAUAACAUCACUGAAAUCAGAUUACGGCUCGUUGCCAUUUCUUUACACUGUCGAGCAAUCAGAAUCAAAGCAUAUAGCAC